Molecule: messenger RNA, 441 nt
Organism: Lecanosticta acicola
Lineage: Eukaryota; Fungi; Ascomycota; Dothideomycetes; Mycosphaerellales; Mycosphaerellaceae
Source: the annotation of a GenBank genome assembly
AUGCCUUCUUACAGCUUCGAAGUUGCCAAAGCCGUGCUGAAUGACACCGACAAGAACCGCAUACUCUGCAUCUACCUGAGCAGCAAUCAAACGGCAAUCAACUGGCAAAAAGCCACCAACGACUUUGGAUCCGCUAGUGUCGAGAGCUUCAUAAAGAUGAAUGUCAAGAUGCUCAAGAAGAUCGAAAAUGCGGGUGGCUUGGAAUCCGGCGAAAACAUGGCUCCGCCUCCAGCCAAAGCCAAGAAAUCACGAGGGAAGUUGUCGAAAGAUUGCAGCGAUAGUGAUGCGGACGAAUCGCCACCUGAAAAGCCUAGGCGCAAGGCUGCAAGGAGAAGUUGCGUUGUUCCUUACGAGACUCCAGAAAGCGACAAUACAGACGAUAUGCUGAUCGCCGAGGGAGCCGUGUCUGAGGGAGAAGUGGACGUCGUCGAGCUGUUGUGA